Procambarus clarkii (red swamp crayfish) is the source of this 1365-nucleotide messenger RNA. NCBI's taxonomy places the organism in Eukaryota, Metazoa, Arthropoda, Malacostraca, Decapoda, Cambaridae. The record is from RefSeq and is a predicted model, not a curated record.
AUGGCCAAAACUCUCCCUCCCCAGAACGAGGACUGGAAGCGAGCUGCCCUCGACCUGGAGAAACAGGACAAACAAGACAAACUCUUCGACAGCUGCAGGAAGACAACGGUUGUACAGUGUGGAGGAAUUAGCGUGAGGCAUUUUAUAGAUGCCUCUAUGAACCGCUGGCGGCAAUCACCCAAUGGCCCUCCAAUUAUACCAUAUAUAUUCAUGAGUCCAGGUUCACCCUACAGAAGUUCAAUGGUUGCCGGCAUGAAGCACUGGAUGCUUCACACCUGCGUACAGUUCAAGGAGAUCAACAGCAGCACCACCACUUCACAGCCUCACCUGAAGCUCAGAGCAAAGGCCGGGUGCUGUCCUAAUGUCGCCAGCAUCUCGCCUACAACUCUUGAAGUCUCCAUUGGUGCAAGCUGUCUGGAACUUGGCUCAAUGGUUCACCAAAUUGGCCACAUCUUGGGCCUCAUUCCUCAGCAUUCCCGCGCCGACCGAGACGAUUACGUUCGUAUCAACGCAGAAAACACCGUUCCCAGCAUGUUGAGACGGUUUGAAGUGCUUCCGGAGGAGCCGGCGACCAACUUCGACGUACCAUACGAUUUAACUUCAAUUAUGCACUCCGGUCCCAGGUCCUUCACAGUCAACGGGAAGCGGACCAUCGGCACCAUCAACCCCCUCUACCAGGGACUCAUAGGCCAGCGAGAUGGUCUCUCUCACCGCGACCAGCUGCUGGCUAAUAGAAUGUAUAAGUGUACAGAUACAGCCCCUGCUCCCGUGCCAGAUAAUUGGAUAAUAAAGUGUCAUCUGGCCUCUGACCCGUGUCAGAACGGGGGCUACCUUGGUGCCAACUGUUCGUGUGUGUGUCCUCCUGGCACUUCUGGCACCCUGUGUGAGACCGUUACUGGUGGAUAUCACGAUGUGCAACUCUCCAAGUGCUCCCGUGUCAUUACCACGCCCGGAACCAUUACCUCUCCCAAUUUUCCUAAUAAGUACCCAGCAGGCAUGGCAUGCACACACGUGAUCCAAGCCCCAGAGUGUUACUCUCCUCAAGUCACUUUCAUCAGCUUUAGACUUCCUGGAAAGAAUCCCUACUGUUUCGACGCCUUCAGAUGUUCCUUAGACUUCCUCGAGAUUACAACCAAUGGCCUUAGCAGCGGUGAUAUAUUCUGCGGGAAGGAUAUUGCCCCAGGCCAAGUAUUCACAUCCACAACAAGUGUGAUAGUUCUCUUCUUUAAAACUCUGACGAAUAGUUUCAGAGGAUGGUCGGCUAGUGUGAGCUUCGUGCGUAUCCCCGGUUGCAGUUGUGACGGCUACUUUCCAGUUACCACCUGUCUACAGUUGGAGCUCAAGCUUCUGUACCUCUUUUCCUAG